Molecule: messenger RNA, 960 nt
Organism: Pistacia vera
Lineage: Eukaryota; Viridiplantae; Streptophyta; Magnoliopsida; Sapindales; Anacardiaceae
Exons: 3
Coding region: 1-960 (319 amino acids)
Source: RefSeq, a predicted model, not a curated record
AUGAACAAGAUCAAAGAACUUCGUAGAGUGGAUGUGGAACUAGAGGCUGUUCAAUUUGUUGAGCCAAGUAGUAGAAUGGAUAAGAGUUGGAUUCAUCAUCCUAAUAGAUUGUCAAUUGAAUAUGCCAACGGUGUGCGCACAUUUAUUGAAAUUGCUCGAAAUCAUGUUGAUAGUGAUGGGAACACACAUUGUCCGUGUCGUAAGUGUCUUAAUGCCUUCUUUAAGUCAAUCAGUGUUGUUAAGAAACAUCUUUUUAUGAAUGAAUUUUCAAGGACAUAUGAAAAUUGGAUUUUUCAUGAAGAUAGUCUAUUUGAAGGGUCAACCAAUCUGAUGCAUUCUACUGACAUAGACCAACCAACUUCUAAUGGUGUAGACAUUAAUGAUGAUAUGUUAAAUGUGUUAAGUGACGUUUGUCGCCCUGCUACCUCCAUUAGUUUCAACCACGAUAACAUGAAUGUAGAAGCAGAUGCAGUUGAUGAGGAAAUAGAUCUCAACAUUUGGAGCAACAAGUCACUUGAUAUGUUGCUUACACUGUUGAAUGAGGUACUACCAAAAGGUUCAAGUUUGCCAAAAAACACCUAUGGUGUUAAGAGGAUGUUACAUGACCUGGGACUUGGAUGUGAAAAGAUUCAUGCGUGCAAAUAUGAUUGUGCAUUGUUUUGGAAAGAAAAUGAGAAAUUGGAAAAUUGUCAUGUAUGUGAUGAAUCUCGUUAUAAGAUGAAUAAUGGCAUUGGGAAAAAGAUACCACAUAAAGUACUUAGAUACUUUCCAUUGAAGCUGAGAUUGCAGAGAUUAUUUAUGUCGAGGCAUACAUCGGUUGAUAUGUGGUGGCAUACUGAGAAGCGAGUUAAUGAUGGUAUGCUUCGACAUCCAGCUGAUGGGAAGGAGUGGAAAAAGGUUGAUAGGUUAUAUCCAUCAUUUGCUAGUGAUGCACGAAAUGUUCGAUUGGGACUUGCUUAA